This is a messenger RNA of Bombina bombina (fire-bellied toad), 3928 nucleotides long. It is a transcript of the gene TBX2, whose product is annotated as T-box transcription factor 2. Gene Ontology annotation, biological process: cell fate specification; regulation of transcription by RNA polymerase II; positive regulation of DNA-templated transcription. Lineage: Eukaryota; Metazoa; Chordata; Amphibia; Anura; Bombinatoridae. Gene Ontology annotation, molecular function: DNA-binding transcription factor activity, RNA polymerase II-specific; RNA polymerase II cis-regulatory region sequence-specific DNA binding. Gene Ontology annotation, cellular component: nucleus. The record is from RefSeq and is a predicted model, not a curated record. The coding region runs from base 644 to 2701 and encodes 685 amino acids. The transcript has 7 exons.
UAGAGAAGCUCAACCGGCCGGCAAGGAAGUCAGACUGAGUCCGGUGUGCUGACUCUUUUCCAGUGGGAGGGGCCUGUUGAGCCUUUUCCUUCUGUCAUUGGUUAAUAUUUGAUUCUGUUGACAUGUUUUCCUACUGCUGAUGCUUCCGACACCUUCUUUUUCUCUCUCUCCCCCCUUCUCCCAUCCAGAUCUUGGCCUGAGCUGUCAAAACCACGCCUAUGGAGAUCCACAAUUGGUCCAAAAAGCGUAAAAUCAGCAAUCAAGGGGGCUUGGCUCAUUAGCAAGGGGAUCAGAGCAGGAAGGACAUGUGAGAUAGUCACAGUUUUACAGAGAUCACGACAAGAUCUAACCAUUUCAACUCAGAGCCCACACCAUGACCAGCCUGAGCAAGACUUUAAUUCCAUAAAAACAACAACAACUUUAUCUUUGGUAUUUUCCCUACCCCCAAAAAACCUAGAAGAGGAAAAGAAUAUUGUUGGUUACUGGGAAGAACUUUGUGCUGUGCAGUCACUGAGUUGUGCUGAAGCUGUGGCACCAGGACUGUUACAUUUUACACUGUGAAGAAUACAGGCAUUGUUGAGGUCAGAUACUGUGAAGGGGUUUGCUGGCUACUUUUUUUCCUCCUGGAUUUUUGGAUGCACCGAUGAGAGAUCCAGCUUUCUCGGGGACUGCCAUGGCUUACCACCCUUUCCACGCUCCCAGACCAGCCGAUUUCCCCAUGUCCGCCUUCCUAGCGGCCACUCAGCCUUCUUUCUUCCCGGCUCUGGCUCUGCCCCCCUCGGCUCUGGGCAAACCCCUGACCGACCCUAGUCUGGCCGGAGCCGCAGAAGCCGGGCUGCACGUCUCGGCCCUGGGGCACCACCACCAGGCGGCCCAUCUGCGGUCACUCAAGAGCCUUGAGCCCGAGGAGGAUGUGGAGGACGAUCCCAAAGUGACUCUGGAAGCUAAAGAGCUGUGGGAUCAGUUCCAUAAACUGGGCACGGAAAUGGUUAUUACCAAGUCAGGAAGGAGAAUGUUCCCUCCAUUCAAAGUGAGAGUCAGUGGCCUGGAUAAAAAAGCCAAAUACAUUCUGUUAAUGGAUAUAGUGGCAGCAGAUGAUUGCAGAUACAAGUUCCAUAACUCUCGUUGGAUGGUGGCUGGGAAAGCUGACCCCGAGAUGCCCAAACGAAUGUACAUUCACCCUGAUAGCCCUGCCACAGGGGAGCAAUGGAUGGCUAAACCUGUGGCAUUUCAUAAGCUUAAGCUCACCAACAACAUAUCAGACAAGCAUGGCUUUACAAUCCUCAACUCAAUGCAUAAAUAUCAGCCAAGAUUCCAUAUUGUUAGAGCAAACGAUAUCUUGAAACUCCCCUAUAGCACGUUCCGGACAUACGUGUUUCCAGAAACUGAUUUUAUAGCUGUCACUGCAUAUCAGAAUGAUAAGAUCACACAACUUAAAAUUGACAAUAAUCCAUUUGCUAAAGGAUUUAGAGACACUGGCAAUGGGAGACGAGAAAAGAGGAAACAGUUGACCCUCCCGUCCUUGCGGAUGUAUGAAGAGCAGUGCAAACAAGACCGGGACGGGGCAGAGUCUGAUGCCUCAUCCUGCGAGCCUACCCCGGGGAGGGACAACCUGCAUUCCCCGCUGAGCACUGAGCCCAGCCCGCUGAGACUGAGCCGCUCUAACCGAGAUGACAAAUUCAGUGUAGACAGUGACCAGGAGUCGGAUAGAAGAGAGGUCAGGACAUCAAGGAUUCACAGCCCAGGUGUGGCAUCUUCUGCUCCCAGCAGCCCCCGGCUAGAGGACAGAGGCAAAGAGAGACCCACCCCAGACAAGAAGACAGAGUCUCCAGAGCCUCGCAAGGACAGCGACACUAUAUUCAGCCCCAGGAGUUUAGAGAAGGAAAAACUGGAGAGUAGGCGGAGGGAUGAAUCCAAAGUGGACGUGGAAUGUGGAAGUUUAAGUAAAGAACCAUUUUCCCCACUGAUGGUACAGACUGACAGCCCCCCACACCUGAGUGCCAGCCACUUGCAAAGCUUGGCCCUCUCAGGCCUGCACAGUCAGCAGUUCUUUAACCCCUUGAAUGCUGGACACAUGUUUAUUCACCCAGGACAAUUUGCAAUGGCGCCAGGGGCUUUUUCUGCUAUGGGCAUGGGACACUUGUUGGCCUCUAUGACUGGGGCAGGUAGCUUGGAAAAUGGAACAUUGUCCUCAAUCCAAGGGGCAGCAGGAGCAGCUUCUUCCUUCCCUUUUCACCUUUCCCAGCACAUGCUGGCUUCUCAGGGUAUCCCAAUGCCCACCUUUGGAGGGUUAUUUCCUUAUCCCUACACCUACAUGGCAGCAGCUGCAGCCGCAGCAUCGGCCAUGCCAGCCACCAGCGCUGCCAGUACUUUGCCAAGGAACCCUUUCCUCUCCACCACAAGACCGCGCCUGCGCUUCAGCCCUUACCAGAUACCUGUGACUAUUCCACCAAGCACCAACCUCCUUACCACCGGUUUGCCAGCCAGCCUAAACCCUGGCUCAGAGAGCUCUAAACCUGGGAGCAGCAGGGAAUCCAGCCCUAUCCCAGAUACUCCAGUCCACAAGAGGUCCCACUCCAACUCUCUUUCUCCCAAAUCCUCCAUGAAGGAUUCUAUAAACGAGCUCCAGAACAUCCAGAGACUAGUUAGUGGUUUGGAGAGUCAGAGAAAUGUUUCACCUGGAAGGGAAACUCCUAAGUGACUGGCACAAUAUGCCACUCACCUGAGCCAUAAGGGCUGAAAAGCACUGGGAUUUUGUACAGCACAUUAUAACUAUUUAUUGAAAAAAGGGGCAGCGAUCAAAAAAGGAACAAUAAGUUUACCACAUACAGAAACCCCAUUAUUUCUGAAGAUUUGAGAAACGUUUCAUUAUGCAUAUGGUGUAUCAUUUCAUACAAUGCAGAAAUUAAAGGAUUCAUCAUUAUAUCAUGAACUGAAAAUAAUUAUUCUAGGGGCAUCAAUGACUUAUAGUAGCCCUAUUGUGAAGGAUUCCAUUUUAUUCACAAGAAAAGGCCUAAAUGUCAAACUCAGUGAACAAGAUGAAAGGCUAAGGGAUGGUAACAAGAGAUUCCUUAGAUUUGUAUCAAAAAAGGGGUAAAGGAGUUGUUCAUUAAAAAAAAAUAAACUGAGUCUCUUGGUAACACUAACCACAUAUGAAGUAUGUCUGAUCAGAUUGUGAAUACACAAUAACUCGAAAUAAAAUAAGUAAAUAUUUUUUGUAUUAUUAUUGCUUUGUCUAAAGAUGCUCUCCUUAAAUGAACUCAUGCUUAAGCUCCAAACCAGAAAGCUGGUACAUUAUUAGGUAUUUGUCUACCUAUGUUCCAGAGAUAUUUAUGAAAAAAAUAGAAAUUUGUGUAAAUAAGCUAUACUGAUCCCAAAAUAUGCAAAUUGGUAUUAAUUUAUUCAGAGUUGUACAUGAUGUGUACAUAAUAUUUAGAGAACAAUUCUUUGCAUUUAAUUUCCCUUUUUUUUAACUUACAUGAUACGUAUAUAUUGUAAAUAAAAGUCCAUCUAGCUUUGUGAUUGAAGGAAUUCUGGUUUCUUUAACUGUGUUUUAAUAUCGUUUAUCCCGCCUGUUUAGGACAAUCACAGUGCCAUCAUUGAAUUCUGUUUGAGUUUUUUUUUUGGGGGGGGGGGGGGGGAUUUAAAAGAAAAUGAAUAUAUAAAUAUAUAUAAAUAUAUAAAUGAAUAUACGAGAAAAUAAAUCCAUAUUGUAAUCUACAGAGCGGGGUAUAAAAUGCAGGAAUAAACCUCAGGUUUUUAUUUUCACUCCAGUUCAAUAAAAUUUAAUUAUCACAAACUGUUCUAUAUAUAUUUUUUUUUUACUAUACAUGAUUUGAAAUGUGCUGGUUAUUCGGGUAACUAUCUGUUCAUUUUUUUUUUUUUUUGAAAAAUUCUCACAUCUUUCAAUAAAAAAACAUUUAAAAUA